AUGAGAAGAUCGGGAGUGAUGGCUAAACAACAAUUUUUCAUGUUGUGGAAGGGAGGGCUGGCGACGGGGAUGGGAACGAAUUAUACGCGUUCGAUGCCGCGGGUGGCGAUGCAUACGCUUUCGAGAUCGAUGUGUAGGGGGAGGAGUGUGGGGUGGGGUUGGGAGGGGAGGAAUGGGGGUGCGCUCUUUUCUGAUAUCCGCGCGGGGUUGUGUGGUAUGGGACUAAUGGGUUAUAGAUCACGACGGGAGAGGGGGAUUGUGAGGUAUUCGACGGAGAGUGGUGGGGAGAAGGAAAGCAAACAACCAACGCCCCCACCCACACCCCUCAAGAAACCCCUCGAAGUCCUGAAAUCCAUGAAAUCGCUCACUCCCCAUGAAAACAUCUAUACCGUCCCUAAUAUUCUCACCUUUUCUCGUCUCAUCGCUGCGCCCGUUUGUGGAUACCUCGUUCUGCAUGAUCAACACGCGUGGGCUGUUGGACUCUUUGCCUAUGCUGGGAUUACGGAUUUGGUAGAUGGAUGGAUUGCGAGAAAAUGGAAUUUACAAACGGUAGUGGGCACGGUUAUUGAUCCGAUGGCGGAUAAGACGCUGAUGACCAUUUUGACGGUUUGUUUGGCGAUUAAGGGGGGUUUGCCUGUCUGGCUCGCAACCAUAAUCCUCGGCCGCGACAUUGGGCUCGCCAUUUCCGCCAUCUAUUGGCGAUGGAUUUCUCUCCCUCCUCCCAAAACCUUCUCUCGUUAUUGGGACUUUUCACUUCCAUCGGCGGAGGUACAUCCAACUACUAUUAGUAAGUAUAACACGGCAUUGCAGUUGGGAUUAAUUGGAGCAACGACGGCUUUGCCCUUGAUUACUUGGGAUGUUGGGAUUGCUAUGACGGGGUUUCAAUACCUAGUAGCCACAACCACCAUUUGGAGCGGAAUGAGUUACAUCUACACCAAAGAUGCCGUUAAGAUUGUCGGUCAACCAGAUGCUACCAAGAAGGCAAAGGGACAAGAACAGGGACAAUCCGAUAAGAAGCAGUGAUGCAAAAGUAUGCGAAUGGAUGAUGGUGGGAUUGCAUGUAAUAUUAGGAAUCCAGACUGUAUAUAUAUCGGAAAUAUAUAUUGGACUUUUUGUCU
This is a messenger RNA of Botrytis sinoallii, 1118 nucleotides long. RefSeq lists its product as uncharacterized. The record is from RefSeq and is a predicted model, not a curated record. Gene Ontology annotation, molecular function: cardiolipin synthase activity. Gene Ontology annotation, cellular component: mitochondrion; membrane. Bases 1 to 1023 code for a protein of 340 amino acids. The transcript is spliced from 5 exons. Gene Ontology annotation, biological process: cardiolipin biosynthetic process. Lineage: Eukaryota; Fungi; Ascomycota; Leotiomycetes; Helotiales; Sclerotiniaceae.